GAGGUGUUUUGUUGACGGUUGUCCCUACAUUUUGCGAUGAAUUCACGGGCUUAUCCCGCAGCUGGUGCAAUGUCAUCUUGCUAGCUGGCACCAAACUGGACUGGAAGGGAAAAACCUGGACCGGACUGCAGACGUCAUUAGCUUGACUGAAUGCCCAGCCGAGCCUCGGUGGUGUCGGUGAAGGAAGAAGCCGCGCAGUGAUGCUUUUGUUAUCGGUUUAAGACAAAAAAGGAGGAACUGUUUUCACGUCGACAGGAAAAAGGGACCACAGCUUGUGAAGUUCAUAUGCCGAACCAGCUUUUAUAAGCAUUCACCAGAAUCCAUAGGGAUUGACGAGCAUGUCUGUUGUCCAAUCAGGAGGGCCAGAAGGCUGCGUUGGACCAAUUAGAGAAGAGAAAGGCGGAUUCCAGCUAAUAAGGAAAACAUUCACGUCUGUAAAGACAUUUUUAUUGCUUAUUGUCUGCUAGAACACACUAAUAGAGAACUGGUUGCUUUAUAUAUGCAUCACAUGUUCUUCUAAAUUCAAUUAUAGAGAUAAUAUAUAAAGUGACCCCGAUAUAUGAAAGGGAUGUAGCUACUUAGAGAUGAAUGGCGCUAGUGUGUAAUUCAAACAUACCCAACAUGACCAGUUUUGUUACAUUUAUGAACUCAUGUGCUGUGCUGUGAAAUAGGAUUCCUUUGAGGAAAAAAAAUAUGUGUGCGACGAGGCUCAAGUGAGCCACUGUAGAAGGCUGACUGGACUGUGCCCUGUUUACUGAUCAAAAUGGCUAUCAUGAGACAAUUUGGACUACUGGUGUGGAAAAACUAUCUUCAGCAGAAACGUCAAAUCCUGGUAACUCUGGUGGAGAUACUCCUGCCCCUGCUCUUCUCUGGCAUCCUCAUCGUGCUGCGUCAGAAGGUGCCUUUUAAGGACUACCCAAAUGCCACUAUCUAUGAGAGCUACGCUGUCGACACGCUACCCAAGAGGUUCUUGCAACACUUACAGCUGGCCUAUGUGCCUGGUAACUCCAGUGUGGUGCGCCAGGUGGCAGAGGAUGUGCGAGGCAGCCUGUUCCUCUCCUCAGUGCGUGGCUUUGAAACAGAGGAGCAGUUUGAGGAAUACGUGAGAAAUGAUCCUCUGUCAGGAAAGCUGCUGGCUGCUGUGGUGUUUGAGCACCCUUUCAGCCAUGAUGAUGAACCUCUGCCUCUAAGGGUGAGCUACCACCUGCGCUUCUCCUUCACCCCACGCAACGCCCCACCCAAGGAAAAGUCGGAGCUGAACCCAAACAGUGACCUGGACUGGCACACGCUCAGCUUAUUUCCACUUUUUCAACUGCCAGGGCCGAGAGAGCAGUAUGACAAGGAAGGAGGCACGCCAGGUUAUUUCCGAGAGGGCUUUCUGGCGGUGCAGCACGCAGUGGACCGAGCCAUCAUGCGCUCUUACAACAGAACUGCCGCUGCGCCUCUGCUGCGACAGAUCAGAGUGGUCCUGUCACGGUUUCCGUACCCUGCCUUCAUAUAUGACGUCUUCAUCCUGGCCAUUCAGAACCAACUGCCUCUAGUACUGGUGCUCAGCUUCACUUACACCUCCCUCAAUAUAGUGCGAGCCGUGGUGCAGGAAAAGGAAAGGAAGCUGAAGGAGUACAUGAGGAUGAUGGGUCUCAGCAACUGGCUCCACUGGAGCGCCUGGUUCCUCAUGUUCUUCCUUUUCCUCUCCAUUUCUGUCUUUUUUGUUACUGUGCUGCUUUGUAUCCAGGUGAGCCCUAAUGGAGCAGUGCUGACCUACAGUGACCCCACGCUGGUCUUUGUCUUCCUGCUCGUCUUCACUGUGGCCACCAUCAACUUCAGCUUCAUGAUCAGUGCCUUCUUCUCACGAGCCAAUGUGGCAGCAGCAGCGGGCGGCUUCAUUUAUUUCAUGAGCUACCUGCCUUAUUUGUUCCUGUGGCCACGCUACGACUUAUUGAGCCAUGCCCAGAAGGUGUCAGCCUGCCUUAUCUCCAACGUGGCCAUGGCCAUGGGUGCUCAGCUCAUAGGAAUGUUUGAAGGCAAAGGUACAGGAAUACAGUGGUGUAACCUGUUUGACUCCGUGACGGUGGAUGAUGACUUCUCCCUGGCCCAGGUUCUUGGCCUGCUGCUGUUUGACUCUGUGCUUUACGGGCUGGUGGCCUGGUACAUGGAGGCAGUUUUUCCCGGGGAGUACGGAGUGCCUCUACCAUCCUACUUCUUCGUACUGCCUUCAUACUGGUGCAGCAGCCCUCGCAUGGCUUUAGUGAAUGAGAAGGAGGAAGAGGAGGAUGCAGAAAAGGCUCUGAAAGGAGAGUUUAUUGAGGAGGAACCUGCCGGACUAGUCUCCGGGAUCAAGAUUAAACACCUUGUUAAGGAAUUCAAAGUUGGCCACAAGACACGCAAAGCAGUGCGGGAUCUUACUCUGAACAUGUUUGAAGGACAGAUCACAGUGCUUCUAGGACACAAUGGUGCUGGGAAGACCACAACGCUGUCCAUGCUGACAGGUCUUUUCCCUCCCACUAGCGGCAGGGCCUAUAUCAAUGGUUAUGACAUCUGUCAGGACAUGGCUCUGAUCCGUCGCAGUCUGGGACUCUGUCCGCAGCACGACGUACUGUUUGAUAACCUUACAGUCAGAGAGCACUUGCUCUUCUAUGCACAGUUGAAAGGCUACUCCAAAGACAAGAUUCCAGAUGAGGUGGACAGAAUCAUCCGUAUCUUGAACCUUGAGGACAAGCGGCAGGCUCGCUCCAAGACCCUCUCCGGUGGCAUGAAGAGAAAACUCUCUAUUGGCAUUGCCCUCAUAGGAGACUCCAAGGUUGUAAUGUUAGAUGAGCCCACGUCAGGUAUGGACCCUUCAGCUCGACGGGCCACCUGGGACCUUCUGCAAGGGGAGAAACGUGGUCGCACCAUUCUGCUCACCACGCACUUUAUGGACGAGGCAGACCUACUCGGUGACCGUAUCGGCAUCAUGGCAGGAGGAGAGCUGCAGUGCUGUGGGUCGCCACUCUUCCUUAAAAACAAAUAUGGUGCUGGCUACCACAUGGUGAUAGUAAAGGAUGCUCUUUGUAACGUGUCUGAGAUAACCCGCCUUGUCCACAUGUAUGUUCCUAAUGCCACAAUGGAGAGCAGUGCCGGGGCUGAGCUCUCUUACAUUUUGCCCAAAGAAAGCACCAGCAGGUUUGAGCUGCUGUUUGCUGAGCUGGAGAUGAACAGAGAGGAACUGGGCAUCGCCAGCUAUGGAGCUUCUGUAACCACCAUGGAAGAGGUUUUCCUCAGAGUGGGAAAGUUGGUGGAUUCUAGUUUGGACAUCCAGGCUAUCCAGCUGCCCGCCCUGCAGUACCAACAUGAGAGACGCUCUCAUGACUGGACCACAGAUGACGCCAGCAGCAUCAGCGGCAUGACUGAUGUCACAGACUUCACCGACAGUGGCACCCUCAUCUCAGAGGACUGCUCUAACAUCAAACUGAACACGGGGGUCAGACUGCACCUGCAGCAGUUCUAUGCCAUGUUCCUGAAGAGGGCAUUGUACAGCUGGAGGAACUGGAAGGUAAUGGUGGCUCAGUUCCUGGUUCCUUUGGUCUUCACUGUGGUGGCCUUAGUUGUGGCACGCACCUUUCCCAAUCACCGGGAUGCUACUCAGCUGAGGCUGGCACUCAGUCGCUAUGGCCCCACCAGAGUCCCUUUGGCUCUGCAGCCCGGGGCAGGUCCCCUGGCCUCUGCCUUGGCGAAAGCAUACAGUUCUCAGCUCCCUGCCCAGCUAGGCCAACUCGUCAACAUCACUGACUUUACUGAUUACAUCCUCACCCAGGCGGAGGAAGAGGGCGGCAGCUUUAAUGAGCGCUGUGUGGUGGGUGCUGCUUUCCGUGGCAGCAGCAGCCUGUAUGCUGAGGCAACAGCCUACUUCAACAACGAGGGCUACCAUACACCUGCCACAGCACUCAUGAUGGUGGACAACGCACUGUUCAAACUCCUAGCAGGGCCGAAUGCUUCCAUCCAGACGGGCAAUUACCCUAUGCCACGUAACAUGUCUGAGAUCGCGCAGAGCCAGCUCACAGAGGGUAAGACAGGUUUUGCCAUCGCCAUCAACCUGAUGUAUGGUAUGGCCUCCCUGUCCAGCACCUUCGCCCUGCUGCUCGUUACGGAGUCCUCUAUUAAGUCCAAGCAUGUGCAGCAGGUCAGCGGAGUCUACCUUUCAAACUUUUGGUUUUCAGCCCUGCUCUGGGACCUUGUCAACUUCCUGCUGCCCUGUCUCCUCAUGCUGGUGGUAUUCCAGGCGUUUGGAGUCAAGGCUUUCGUAGAGGAUAACCACCUGGUAGAUGUGCUGCUGUUACUGCUGCUCUAUGGCUGGGCUGUUGUGCCUCUUAUGUACCUGCUCAGCUUUUUCUUCUCCACUGCUGCUACUGCCUACACUCGCCUCACCAUCUUUAACAUGAUCUCUGGCACGGCCACAUUUCUGGCUGUCACCAUCAUGACCAUCCCAGAGUUGAAACUGCAGGACCUAUCGCACUUACUGGACAAGGUGUUCCUGAUCUUUCCAAACUACUGCCUUGGCAUGUCCUUCAGCCAGUUCUACCAGAACUACGAAUUCAUCUCAUUUUGUACCUCCAGUCCCCUCAGCCGAACAAUCUGCAAAAUUUUAAACAUCACAUACCAGGAAAACUACUUCUCAAUGUCGGAGCCUGGUGUGGGACGCUUUCUUGUGGCCUUUUCAGUUCAGGGAGUGGUCUUCAUUAUUCUACUGUUUGUUAUCGAGCUGCAGUGUGUCCGCACUCUCUGGCGACUCCUCACAUCUCUGUGCAGAGGACGCAAACAGUUACCUCUAAUAGAGGAUGCAGCGCUCCUUCCAGAGGACCGAGACGUGGCCGAAGAGAGGAAGAGGGUCCUGGAGUGCCAGCCAAUAGUGGAGUCUAUGGUCGGUAGCCCCCUCAUACUGCAGGAGCUCAGCAAGGUGUACAGCAGUGGGACAAAUCUUUUGGCUGUGGACAGGUUGUCUCUAGCUGUGGGAAAAGGAGAGUGUUUUGGCCUCCUGGGCUUCAAUGGAGCAGGGAAGACGACAACCUUUAAGAUGCUGACAGGUGACGAGAGCGUUACCUCUGGGGAUGCUUACAUUGAUGGAUACAGCAUCUUGAGGGACAUUAAGAAGGUGCAGCAGCGCAUUGGUUACUGUCCCCAGUUUGACGCCGUAUUGGACCACAUGACAGGAAGAGAAACUCUGAGUAUGUAUGCCAGGCUCAGAGGAAUACCAGAGAAGUAUGUGUCCGGCUGCGUUGAGAACGUUCUGCGGUCGCUGCUGCUGGAGCCUCAUGCCGAUAAACUGGUCCGCAGCUACAGUGGUGGUAACAAGCGGAAGCUGAGCGCUGGCAUGGCUCUGAUUGGUGGGCCUCCGGUCAUCUUCCUGGAUGAACCUUCAACUGGGAUGGACCCUGUGGCCAGGAGGCUGCUCUGGGAUGCUGUUACACGCACAAGGGAAUCUGGCAAGGCCAUAAUCAUCACUUCUCACAGUAUGGAGGAGUGUGAGGCCCUGUGCACCAGGCUGGCAGUGAUGGUCAAUGGUCAGUUCAAAUGCCUCGGGAGUCCCCAGCACCUGAAGAGCAAGUUUGGCAGUGGCUACACCCUGCUGGCUAAAGUGCACGUAGAGGCUGAGUUGGAGGACAGUGACCUGCAGCUAUUUAAAGACUUUAUCGAAAGCACUUUUCCAGGAAGUCAGCUAAAGGAUGAACACCAGGGAAUGGUGCACUAUCAUUUGACUGACAAAACACUGACCUGGGCCCAGGUGUUUGGUACUUUGGAGGCAGCCAAAGAGAAAUACCGCAUUGAAGACUACUGCGUGAGCCAGAUAUCGCUGGAGCAGGUGUUCCUCAGCUUUGCCCAGUUCCAGCACUGCACAGAGAGCGGGAGGAAAUAAGUGGAGCAAGGAGUCCAUCCAUCCAUUGUCCAUUUUCUACUGUGCGUGUGUGUGUGUGUGUGUGUGUGUGUGUGUGUGUCGUGUCAUGUCGUGUCGUGUGAAGGACCUGUGUACAUGGACUUGUGCACAGGCUGGAGCAGAACACUGUUUAUCUCCAGCUCCAUUUUUACUUUGACCAUCAACACACACGCACAUACACAUACACAGAACACACACACUGGGCCAGUCCCCUAACAUCAACUUCAGCAUUUCUACUACUGUAUCCUGUUGACGUGUCUCUGUUGGGUCGCUCACGCCAUUGUUAUUGUUGUUGUGUGAUGAGACAGUAGGAAAAUUGGGAUUAUGACAUGAGGGGAUGUUGUUUAUACCAAGUAAUGAACUCUGCACCUUUUUAGUGAGGUCAAAGACAAUGACACCACUCAUUAGAUAGUACCACUACUCUGAAUUGUGUGUGACAGGAUUAUUUGUGUGUGUGCACUAAGGUGUGUACAGCUUUUUUUGUUAUUUAUGAUUUUAUUUUAUGACUUGAUUUUGUUUCCAGGAAUUUGAGCUUUGUUUUGGUGAUCAUCAAUCAUCACAAGAGAAUGAACCACUCUACUUGAUACAUUUAUGAAAUUGUUGCACACCUUUGCGCCUUAUCUAACAAAUGAGGGUUCUUGUUUCUUUAUAUUGCCCUAUAUGAAAUGUUGUUGCCAUAUGUAAAUAAUGUGGCGUGAUCAUGGUACUAAAACCACUUAUUCAUUUGGACCAGAGCAGAACUUUUACUCUUUUAAAGACUGUUUUCGGUUCAUUAAUGAAUGCAUGCAUAAAAUACAACUUACCGUGGUGCAUGAUUCUGGGAACACUGGAAGACCGUCCUUUCUGCUGAGGAUUCAUCCUCAGCGUAUAUUUAGUAUCCCUCCAUUGUUCAGCUCUUAUGAACCAAUGAUUCUGUUUUUGCUGCCAAACAAGUUACAGCAACAGUUUUUAUCCAGCCAUUCCAGUUUACGUGGGGAGCUGUUAGAAAGCAUCAUUGUGCGACACAGUAGAUUAUUUUCAAAUGGUGCUGCUGUUGCAGUAAAACAGGAGGUCUUGACUUCAGAUUGCAAAUCAAACUGCAUGCCAUUGAUUUGGACCUAAAACAGCAAGACUGCAAUGACCUUUGAGGUGUUUCUGAACAAAUCGUUUCUUAUUUCCUGCAGCUAUGCAUUUCAUACAGUUCACCUGUGUGUGUGUGUGUGUGAAUGUGUGUUUGUGUGUGAGAGAGGAAGAGAGAGUAUGAUGACAUAUUAUUCCUGAAUUCAUACAGCCUAUACAAAAACAGUACUACGAUAGUCCUUAAAUAUACAAAAACCAAGAGAUUGUCGUUGUGCAGUGGACAAACUUUACCGCUGUGUCAUCUUUAAUGUAGAGCUGCUCCUUUAGGGAAUGUCAGGAAAUGCAAUAAAAAAAGGCCUAAUGUUUAGUAAAACUUUAAAAAGUCCUCUGCGUACAAAUAGAUGCCUUGUAUUGAGGAAGAAUGGUCAGCGCAGUGUUUGUUCCUCUUUCAUUAAGCUCAGAACAUGCCCAUUCAUCACAUUCCCAAAGCCUUGUUUGUACUUUAACAAACUUGUAAAAAGAUGUAUGUACUCUGUAGAAAUAUUAUGAAUGACAUUUUGAAGAUUCCUCAAUUUUCCCAAGCAUAAUGAUGAGAAAUAAAUUCUCAUUUCCUGCCUGUCUUCUGUGUUAGAGAUCACUGCUAUAAUCUGCAAUGAAUCAGCAGUCAGAUUAACUCUCGUGAUUCCUACUCUCGAAAAAUCACUCUGGCUUCACAGAUGUGAGAUGAAUGUAUUUGCUGUCUUACACAAAAGCAAAAAACACUCUUGUUAAUCGACUUUAUGAACAGCUUCAUAUGAUUUAUAGCAUUUUCUUAAUGUCACCAGAUGUGUAUGAAAAGAAAGGAAAAAGUAGAGACUGACAUUCCAGGAAGACAGUGAUGUGCGGCUCAUUGGUCUUUGAAGAAUUUAACCUCUUAAUUUUGACUUUUGUUACAUUUGUUUGUAUAUUUGCACAAUUCAUGCCUCAUUACAUGUAUGACUUGAAUCAGUUGCGAUGUUUGUCAUGUAGUUAGAAAGGUUUUCACUGCAGAUAUUGAAGAAUUGAGUUAUGCUGAAAUACAGUGUAUCAUAUUUAAAAAGGGAAUUUACAUCAUUGUAAUUGUGUACUGUACUGUACCAUGGAACUGACCUUGUCAACUGUAUAUGUAUCGCUAUUCUUUUUAAAUUAAAUCAUGCUCUAUGCAAAUGGAAGCAAC
This is a messenger RNA of Lates calcarifer (barramundi perch), 8162 nucleotides long. RefSeq names its product ATP-binding cassette, sub-family A (ABC1), member 3b (gene abca3b). NCBI's taxonomy places the organism in Eukaryota, Metazoa, Chordata, Actinopteri, Centropomidae. The record is from RefSeq and is a predicted model, not a curated record. Gene Ontology annotation, biological process: lipid transport; transmembrane transport. Bases 764 to 5890 code for a protein of 1708 amino acids. Gene Ontology annotation, molecular function: ATP hydrolysis activity; ATP binding; lipid carrier activity. Gene Ontology annotation, cellular component: intracellular membrane-bounded organelle; membrane. The transcript has 32 exons.